CGAGAGACUUCUGUUGAAGCUGGGAGAAGCGCAGAGGAAACUUCUCCUGCAGCUUGGCUUCUUACUCACUCCCUUACAUCGGACUUUAUUCUAAUUUCUGCUUCAUAGUACGGAAUGUAUGUUUGGUAGCCUUAAACAUAAAUCAGCACUCGAAAAGUUCUUCAGAUUUCCUGAUCUUGGGUGGGAAGGUGAAUAGGGAUGAUGAGACUGUCGAUCCUCCUCCUGUUGUUUGUGGUAGUGCACACACAGGGCCAGAUUCCGCCCACCCAGACUCCCUGCUCAAAAGUAACUGAAUGCCCAAUCGACUUGUACUUUGUCAUCGACACAUCUGAGACCAUAGCUCUGCAGGAGAACCCACCUGGCAGCUUGGUAGACAGCAUCAAACAGUUCACCGCUGCAUUUGCUAGGAAACUAGAAGAUGUUAAAUACAAAGGUUUAGUUCAGAUCAGCUGGUCUGUAGGAGGCCUUCACUUCUCCCAGCGGCAGGAGAUCAUCAGUGCCAUCACCAAUAAAAAUGAUUUCAUCGCUAAGCUCCUAAAAAUAAAUUACCUGGGCAAGGGCACAUACAUUGACUGUGCCAUCACCAACAUGACCCAGCAACUGGUCCGCUCGCCAUCCAAACCCAAUGCCAAACGCUUUGCGGUGGUAAUCACCGAUGGUCACGUGACAGGAAACCCAUGUGGUGGGAUCAAAGUGGCGGCAGAACGAGCACGUGACGAAUUCAUUAAGAUCUUCUCUAUCGCAUCAUCCAGGAACCUAGAGGAGACGGGACUCAGGGAGAUCGCUAACUCACCUGCUGGAGUUUAUCGUAACAAAUACAUGGCGGUUGAUCUCGCGGGAGUGCAGCCAGUCAUAGUGCAAUCAACAAUCGAUCGCAUUUAUGACAUAAUGCUUCAUCUGGCUUAUCAAGAGUGCUACUCUACGAAAUGUUUGGAGACUCCAGGACCUCCAGGUCCAGCGGGACACAGGGGACAGAAAGGAGCUAAAGGAGAUAAUGGCGACCCCGGUCUUAAAGGUCUAAAAGGACGUCCUGGAGAUCCAGGUAUUGAGGGACCCAUUGGACAUCCUGGACCUAAAGGAGAGCCUGGUCUCAAAGGUGAAAAGGGAGAAAUUGGAGCACAAGGAAAGAAGGGUGUUGCAGGAACGCAGGGCCGAAAUGGAACAGAUGGGCAGAAGGGAAAAAUUGGCAGGAUAGGCGCUCCUGGCUGCAAAGGUGACCCCGGCGACAAGGGUCCUGAUGGCUAUCCUGGAAGUUUUGGGGAACCUGGUCUUGCAGGGGCUCCAGGAGAAAAGGGCGAUCCAGGUCGUCCAGGAAGAUCAGGUCCACUUGGGCCAGUUGGAGAUCCUGGACCCAAAGGAGAGAGAGGAAGUCCCGGAUCACCUGGAAUUCCUGGCCAGAAAGGAUCUGCUGGUACAGCUGGAGGACCUGGACCUAAAGGCGACCCUGGAAGACGAGGAGACUUUGGGCCUAAAGGCAGCACCGGAAAUAAUGGGCCAAAAGGAGAAAAGGGUGAACCAGGUUCUGAGGGACCCAGGGGUCUUGCAGGCGAAAUUGGCAACAAAGGAGCCAAGGGGGAUAACGGACUUCCAGGACCAAGAGGCCCACCAGGAGCUCCUGGAGAACCAGGCAGAAAUGGUUCCCAAGGUGACGCAGGUGAUUCUGGCCCUAGAGGUGAUCCUGGCCCUCUAGGACCAAAGGGUGAUUCUGGCAGACCUGGAUUCAGCUAUCCUGGACCAAGGGGACCUACGGGUGACAGGGGUGAUAAAGGUGCACCUGGUCCCAGGGGAAGUAGAGGAGACUGCGGACCAAAGGGCGACCCAGGUUCAAAGGGGACUCCCGGAGAGCCGGGAGAGCCCGGGCCUCCAGGAGAACCUGGACGAAGGGGGCCUAUAGGGGACCCAGGAAGAGAUGGUGACCAUGGACAAGAGGGAGACCCUGGCCUUACUGAAUGUGAUGUGAUGAGCUACAUCAGAGAGACCUGUGGAUGCUGUGACUGUGAAAAGAGAUGUGGUGCCCUGGAUAUUGUGUUUGUGAUUGACAGCUCUGAAAGUGUGGGGUUGACCAACUUCACCCUUGAGAAGAACUUUGUGAUCAACACCAUCAACAGACUGGGCUCAAUAGCAAAAGAUCCCAGUUCUGAAACAGGCACUCGAGUUGGUGUUGUCCAGUACAGUCACAAUGGAACAUUCCAGGCCAUCCGCCUCAACGACUCCAGGAUUGACUCAAUGUCCGCCUUCAAAGACGCCGUGAAGAAGCUUGAGUGGAUCGCUGGAGGAACGUGGACACCUUCUGCCCUGAAGUUCGCCUACGAUAACCUGAUUCGCGAUAGCCGUCGUGCGAAGGCUAAUGUAACAGUGGUUGUGAUCACAGACGGCCGGUACGACCCUCGUGAUGACGACAAACUGCUCAAUUACCUCUGCAAUGACGCCAGCAUUGACGUGAAUGCCAUCGGUAUUGGUGACAUGUUUGACCAGCCAGAGGAGAACGAAAGCCUCAAGUCCAUUGCUUGCAGAAAAGAUGGAAGAGUUAUGGGAAUGAGGCGUUUCGCUGAUCUGGUUGCAGAGGAUUUCAUCGAUAGGAUUGAGACUGUACUCUGCCCAGAUCCAGUGAUCGUUUGUCCUGAUCUUCCAUGUAAAAGUGAUGACGCCCUUGCAGAGGAGUGGAAGGACAGUCCCAUCCCAACCACUGUACUAAGCGUCUCAAACUUAUUCAACAAUCUACAAGAGGCCAAACACCCCGAUACCUACACCAAGGCUGUAGCUACAUUGGCUUACGCAGCCCAGAUGGCUAAACUGUCCUCUGAACCUGACAAACAGAGAUGGACCGAACUGUUCAUUGACUCAUUUAGAGUGAUCUAUUCCGAUAUGAUGGGAGACCCAAACAAAGCUCUUGGCUUUUGUUAGAAAGCAUGAUUGGGCAUUUCCAACAAAUUCAAACUGAUAGCUUGACUAAAAGAAUAAACUUGGUCUCACCUGUAGAGUUGUUAAGUAAAAAGCUAGCUGGUCUAUGCAUGAAUAUGGUAUUUGCGUUAACAAUAAUCGAAUGCCAUUGCUAAUACCUCCCUUAAAGAUGUAACAUUUAAUUUGCAAGAAAUAGCAUGUAAAAUAGUUAACGUUGUGGCCAGUUAUCAGCCACUUACAUUUGUUUGCUAGCCUCUGCUAAAAGCAAUUCGCUGCUACAAAAAUGUGAAAUGGCAACCUUUGCCUCUUGACCUCAAUGCCUGCUGCUCUGUAAUCUUUUUUUUUUUCAUUCAAAUAUGCGAAAUGAACACAUUUUGAAUAGAUGCACAGAUUUUUCGACACUUUGCUUGCAUAGCAUGCUCUCAUUAGCUUAUCCUGUUUUGCUUGAUUCCUCAAGGCUCCUUAGGAUUUGAAGGCAUUUUGAUCUUUUAUAAAUGCUUUGGGGUUGUGAAUAUCAAAGAUAUAAUGGUAACUGAUAAAUGAAGGGUUAGUUUACAUUAAAAAUUUAAAUUCUGUCAUCAUUUACUUACGUUGUUCAAACCUGUACGACUUUCUUUCUUUCAAUGGAACACAAAAGGAAAUGUUGAUCUUUUUCUAAAAAGUGAUCAGGGGUUGUCAAACUCCAGAAAGGAAAUAAAAACUCCAUAAACGUGUCGUAACGUAGUACAUCAAAAAUCAGAAAUUCAUACAGGUUUUGAAUGACAUAUCCAGAUAAUGAUGACUGAAUUGUAAUUUUUUGCUUGAUCUAUUACUUUAAAGCAUCUAUAAAUUAAUGAAGAAUUCAUUUUGAGACUAUAUUCAUAUCAGUUUUGCACUUUGCACAUUAAGGCUGAAGUCACAAGCCUGUAGCUUCGUAUAGGUUAGUGAAAUAUCAGUGGAGCUUUUUAGUGCUGCUUUACCAUGGUCAACUUUCAAAUACCUACCAUAUUUUACACAAAUAAUUGGUAUGAUAAAUUAAGGAUUUUUUAUAAACUGCUUUACCAAUUCUAUAGCAUAUUGUUUUAUUCCUUAAAAAUAGUUUAGUAUUUUUUCUGGUUAAAUUUAUUUUUUAAAUUCCCCCCAAAAGUUAAACUGCUAUUUAGGCAACAGAAAGCUUUUAGAGAGUAUCUGACAUAUCUUUGUAAUAGCAUUUAUGUAGUACAACGGCAAUUCAGUAAUACUUUUUGUUACCUCCUUAUAUAAAUGUUAAUGUCCAUUUAUGUUUGAUGAUUAUCUCAGUGAAUCUUUUUCAAUGGAAAUACAUAUCAAUGUAAAUUAGCUAUGAGCAUCCUGAUACUGACCAUCCGUGAGUGAAAGAAAAAUGGACUAAGAAUGUUUUUCAGUCUGCCAUUAUAGAAAAUAAUGAGAUUUUUCUUGGUCAUGCAAGAUUACAGUAUGUAUAUUUAGUAGUAAGUAUUAUACAGUAUAUGUAUACUGUAUAUCAGAAAUGUGCAAUGAAAAAAUGGCAAGCUCUUGGACUGCAAGAAAUGCAACUUGAAUUAUUUCUCACAAAUAAAUAAUGUAUCUUUAGCAAUGAAA
Molecule: messenger RNA, 4479 nt
Organism: Cyprinus carpio (common carp)
Lineage: Eukaryota; Metazoa; Chordata; Actinopteri; Cypriniformes; Cyprinidae
Product: collagen alpha-2(VI) chain-like
Source: RefSeq, a predicted model, not a curated record